This is a messenger RNA of Colletotrichum higginsianum IMI 349063, 954 nucleotides long. RefSeq names its product OTU-like cysteine protease. The transcript has a single exon. Gene Ontology annotation, biological process: protein deubiquitination. Gene Ontology annotation, molecular function: cysteine-type deubiquitinase activity. Lineage: Eukaryota; Fungi; Ascomycota; Sordariomycetes; Glomerellales; Glomerellaceae. The coding region runs from base 1 to 954 and encodes 317 amino acids. The record is from RefSeq and is a predicted model, not a curated record.
AUGGAGGCCGAAACCCUCGACCAGAUGCAGGCGCGACACCGCAAGGAGCAGCGCGACCUCGUCGGACGAAUCACCAGCAAAAAGAAGAACGCAACAAAAAAGUCACGCAAGGGUGUCAACGAGGAGUGCGCUGAUAUGGAGAGGCGGCUCAAAGAGAAGCAAGAAGAGGAGCUCGCGGCCCUGACCGGCGGCGGCGCAGACGUUAACGAGGAAGUGGUGGAGGAGGUGGCAGACGCCCUGGCAAAUGACGAUACGGCCGCGGUCGCGGACAAGCUCAAGGAGACCUCCAUCUCGGAAGCCACCCCAUCGACGGAAGACGAUACCCAAACACAGGACCAGGGGCAAGGCAAGAAGCGCAACAGGCAAAAGGAGCGCAUGGCGCGGCGCGCGGCGGAGAUCGAGGCCGCGGCCGCAAAGGCCGAGGAGGAGGCGCGGGGCAUGACGGACCACCGCGGCGCCGAGAAGACGUACAUGCUCAAGGAGUUCAAGACGCACUCCCUCGCCGAGAAGGAGAUCGCACCGGACGGGCACUGCCUCUUCUCCGCGGUGGCGGACCAGCUCGCGCAGUGCGGCAUCCCGCUGACAGCCACCGCCGCGGCCGCCGCGCAGCCGCCUUACAAGGUCGUCCGAACGGCGGCGGCGGAGUGGAUGACGGCCCACCCGGACGACUUCGCGCCGUUCCUCGAGGAGGACCUGGAGGCGUACGCGCGCAAGAUCCGCGACACGGCGGAGUGGGGCGGGCAGCUGGAGCUCGCGGCGCUGGCCAACGUGUACGGGGUCGAGAUCCGCGUCGUGCAGGACGGGCGGACAGAGAGGAUCGGGCCGAGCGCUGGGAACAUAGACGGCGCCGCCAGCGAGGAACCCGGGGCGGCGGGGAAGGAGAUCUGGCUGGCGUAUUAUCGGCACGGGUACGGGCUAGGCGAGCAUUACAACUCCUUGCGGAAGACGGCGUGA